Molecule: messenger RNA, 810 nt
Organism: Miscanthus lutarioriparius
Lineage: Eukaryota; Viridiplantae; Streptophyta; Magnoliopsida; Poales; Poaceae
Source: the annotation of a GenBank genome assembly
AUGGCAUCUCCAAGAGGAAGGGCAUCAUUUCCCCUUUGUUUUUUUCUGAUGAUUUGCCUCAUGGCACAGCUGGGAGCUUCCAAUGUUGUACUCAUGGCAAACGACACUACCUUGUCGUUCUAUGAUGUGGAGGCAACUUUUACUCCAGCAGUGAAAGGUUCAGGUGUAAAUGGUGUCCUUUAUGCUGUGGAACCUAUGGAUGCAUGCAGUCCAUUGAGAACAAAAGCUAUCGAAGGCUCUGUCUCACCAUUUGCGUUGGUUAUAAGAGGCGGAUGCCAAUUCGACGACAAAGUUAGAAAUGCACAGAAUGCUGGAUUCAAGGCUGCUAUAGUAUAUGAUAAUGAAGACAACGGCGUCCUUGUUUCAAGGAUUAUUGCAGUGGCUGGAAGCUCGUCUGGAGUCCACAUAUAUGCGGUGUUCGUCUCUAAGGCAUCGGGAGAGGAGUUGAAGAAAUAUUCAGGUCAAACUGAUGCAGAGUUGUGGAUAAUACCAACAUAUGAGAACUCAGUUUGGUCAAUCAUGGCAAUUUCAUUCAUAUCACUGCUUGCUAUGUCUGCUAUCCUAGCUGCUUGUUUCUUUGUGAGGCACCAAAUAAGACGGGACAGGGCUCGACUUCCCCAAGCCCGGGAGUUCCACGGAAUGAGCAGUCAAUUAGUAAAAGCAAUGCCAAGUCUUAUUUUCACAAAAGUGCAAGAAGACAACUGUACAUCAGCAACAUGCGCCAUUUGCUUGGAAGACUACAGUGUUGGAGAAAAGCUAAGAGUGCUACCUUGUCGCCACAGUAUGUUUCUCUCACAUCUAUUUAACUGA